AUGGCAACCUCCUCUAAAAGAAAGCAUGUCGUCUUUGACGUCGUCGGCACCUGCUUUUCCUAUGACGGCAUCUUCGACGCUCUCGACGCCCGCCUGGGAGAUAAGCUCCGCUCCCGGUGCAUCUUGCCCAAGCUGCUCGGCUAUGCUUGGCUCGAGGCCGCCGAGCGCGAGUAUACGUACUUGAGCAUAUCCGGCCGGUACAAGGUCUUCAUCGACGUCUUUGAGGCUCUAUUCUGGCGCAUGCUGUCGAUGGCCGGCGUCGAGGACCCGCGCUCGUUCGCGACCGAGGAGGACCUCGCCUUCGUCAUGACAAAGUAUCAGGAGCUCGAGGCGAGGCCCGGGAUCGCGGCGUGCUUCGAGGCGCUGAGGCAGGACGGCUUCACGGUCUGGGCGUUCACCACUGGCGACAAGGCCCGGGUCAGCGGGUACUUCCGCAAGAAUGGCAUUGACAUGCCCGAGGAGAACUUCAAGUCUUGCGACUCGAUCGGCGUCGGCAAGCCGUCGCCCAAGGCCUACAAGUCGAUGCUGGACCAGUUUGCUGGGGAAGAGGCCUGGUUCGCGGCCGCGCACAUGUGGGAUGUCUCGGCUGCUCGGGAGAACGGAUUCAAAGGGGCUUACUGCACCAUUAUGGAGAAAGACCCAUGCACUCAGAUCUUUGGGGACAUGGAUGUGAUUGCUGACAGCUUUGAGGAUCUGGCCAAGAAGAUUAUCGAUGCCAGUCAGAAAUAA
Messenger RNA from Pyricularia oryzae 70-15, 729 nucleotides. RefSeq lists its product as uncharacterized. Lineage: Eukaryota; Fungi; Ascomycota; Sordariomycetes; Magnaporthales; Pyriculariaceae. The record is from RefSeq and is a predicted model, not a curated record. Bases 1 to 729 code for a protein of 242 amino acids. The transcript has 2 exons.